Messenger RNA from Eleginops maclovinus (Patagonian blennie), 722 nucleotides. RefSeq names its product fatty acid-binding protein, brain. Gene Ontology annotation, molecular function: fatty acid binding. Gene Ontology annotation, cellular component: nucleus; cytosol. The record is from RefSeq and is a predicted model, not a curated record. Gene Ontology annotation, biological process: fatty acid transport. The transcript has 4 exons. Bases 89 to 487 code for a protein of 132 amino acids. Lineage: Eukaryota; Metazoa; Chordata; Actinopteri; Perciformes; Eleginopidae.
CAGAAUGAUAACACAAGGGGGGAAACUCGCCAAAGCUGCAGCUUGCUCAGUUUGUUCUGGAGAUUACUUCGCCUCUUAAACCUUCAACAUGGUCGACGCCUUCUGUGCCACCUGGAAACUGGUCGACAGUGAGAACUUCGAUGAGUACAUGAAAGCUCUUGGUGUUGGCUUUGCCACCCGCCAGGUUGGAAAUGUGACCAAGCCGACUGUGGUCAUCGCCCAGGAGGGAGACAAGGUGGUGGUUCGCACCCAGAGCACCUUCAAAAACACAGAGAUCUCCUUCAAGCUGGGAGAGGAGUUCGACGAGACCACCGCCGAUGACAGGAACUGCAAGUCCACCGUGACCAUGGAGGGAGACAAGCUGGUCCACGUCCAGAAGUGGGACGGCAAGGAGACCAAGUUCGUCAGGGAAAUCAAGGACGGAAAGCUGGUCAUGAAUCUGACCUUCGAAGACAUCCACGCGGUGCGCAGCUACGAGAAGGCAUAAGUGCCCCGACUGGCAGCAUCCCAACCGGCAACGAAGUGUUGAUUUUAUAAUUAUUGUUGACUGUUUGCUUCUCUUUUGCACUCCAUCCUCCUCCACAUGCUCGAGGCCAGCAGGCUGCACAUGUUUUGUAAGAAUCUUUUCUUUUUUAUAUAUGAAAACAUUUCUGUCGUGACGGAUGGAUCGUCUUUGCAAACCUGUGUGAGAAAAACCUGAAAUAAAAAACACAGAGACUACA